Mesorhabditis spiculigera is the source of this 1314-nucleotide messenger RNA. The record is from the annotation of a GenBank genome assembly. NCBI's taxonomy places the organism in Eukaryota, Metazoa, Nematoda, Chromadorea, Rhabditida, Rhabditidae.
AUGGGUGCCGCUUCAAUCGGAAACAUCAUCAGGGGCACCCGAGGCCAUCUGUCCUCAAUCAUCGACUCCGUUUCACAGUGGCUCGGAUCCGGGGGUCGCGACGACGUGCCGAUCUCACUGGACAGUUGCCCAUCAACCCCGAUCGGAUCUUUACGCAGUGUAUCGGGUGCGACAAUGGCAGCCACAUCAACCGCAGACGAUCCCUAUUAUUCUAUGGAAAUUGGUGACACGCGAUUGACCGUGCUCAAGCGCUAUCAAAAUCUACGCGUCAUUGGCUCCGGGGCACAAGGGAUUGUUUGUGCUGCACAUGAUGUUAUCCGGAAUGAAGCAGUGGCUAUCAAGAAACUGUCGAGGCCCUUCCAAAACGUUACCCACGCGAAGAGGGCCUAUCGAGAAUUCAAGCUUAUGAACCUGGUUCAUCAUAAAAAUAUUAUCGGUUUGCUCAACGCAUUUACCCCGCAACGAUCCUUGCGCGAUUUCAACGAUCUGUAUAUUGUCAUGGAGUUGAUGGAUGCAAAUUUAUGUCAGGUGAUCAACAUGGAUCUCGACCACGAACGAUUGUCUUAUCUCCUCUACCAAAUGCUCUGUGGCAUUCGUCAUCUCCACGCCGCCGGAAUUAUCCAUCGAGAUCUCAAACCUUCCAACAUUGUUGUCAAGAGCGAUUGCACGCUGAAAAUUCUCGAUUUUGGCUUGGCAAGGAGUGCCUGUGAGUCUUUCAUGAUGACUCCCUAUGUGGUGACGAGAUACUAUCGGGCGCCGGAAGUUAUUCUAGGCAUGGGUUAUGUUGCUAAUGUGGACAUCUGGUCGAUUGGGUGCAUAUUCGGUGAACUGGUGAAGGGCCGCGUCCUCUUUCCGGGGACAGACCAUAUUGACCAAUGGACGAAGAUUGUUGAGCAGCUCGGAACUCCAUCUAGGCAAUUCCUCGAGCGUCUCCAAGCAACCGUACGGAAUUAUGUGGAAAAUCGGCCCCAGUAUCGGCCGACCUCGUUCGAGACGCUCUUUCCCGAUACGAUGUUCCCACAGCCUGCCGAAAACAACCGUCUAACAGCUUCAGCUGCCCAAGCCCGCGAUCUCCUCUCCCGAAUGCUGGUUGUCGACCCCAAUGAUCGGAUUUCUGUGGAUGAAGCCCUCCGACACCCCUAUGUGAACGUGUGGUUCGAUGAGACUGAGGUGUUUGCCCCGCCUCCCGAACAAUAUAACAAUGAGGUUGACAAGAAGGAACACACGGUUGAGGAAUGGAAAACGCUCAUCUACUCCGAAAUUGCCCAAUACGAACGGCUACACGAUGUAUACGGGAACAGCACCUCUCGCAGC